UCAUUUGAAAUAUCGUCAUCUCCGUCAGUCUCUUCCUCCUCAACUACCACUCAGCUUUGCAAAUCCCUCGCACACUUCACACACUAUAUCCUCUCCUCCACAUACACACAGAGAGAGAGAGAGAGAGAGAAUCGACUAUGGCGGUUUCCUAUGCAUCUCUGUCGAAUAUUAGCUCGGUUUCAGCUCAGCGAAGUCUCUCACCAACCAAAACGACGAGUUCUGUUUGCUCUUUCGCCUCUUUGAAGCUUCGGAAAUCUGCAUUUUCAUCGUCGAGCUUUUUCUCUGGUUCGCUUAGCCUGUCGUCCUUGCAUUUGGACCGUCCGGUUCGGAGCAGAGCAGGCCCUAUGUCUUUCUCAGUUCGAGCCAUGGCUGAGGAAGCUACUUUGCAAUCAAAAGUGACACACAAAGUUUAUUUUGAUAUAAGCAUUGGAAACCCAGUAGGAAAGCUAGCUGGAAGAAUUGUCAUUGGAUUGUAUGGUGACGAUGUGCCGCAGACUGCUGAAAACUUCCGUGCUCUAUGCACAGGGAACUGGUGGUAAAAGCAUAUAUGGUCGCACAUUCAAAGAUGAAAACUUUAAGUUGAUUCAUACUGGACCUGGAGUUGUUAGCAUGGCAAAUGCUGGUCCAAAUACCAAUGGGAGCCAGUUUUUCAUCUGUACUGUCAAGACACCAUGGCUAGACCAGAGGCAUGUUGUGUUUGGACAAGUUCUGGAGGGCAUGGAUGUUGUAAGGCUGAUUGAAUCACAAGAAACAGACAGAGGUGAUCGUCCUACAAAGAGGGUUGUCAUAAGCGAUUGCGGUGAACUUCCAGUGGCUUAAGGUGGAGUAAUCAUUGAUCAUGUCAUCAUGAGAUUUUAGUUUUUGGCCAUUCUAAUGUUUUGUCAUGUUCCUGAUAUAGAGGGCUAUCUAGUUGAUGAGGCUUGUCCAACUACAAGUUUCUUGUAGUUGUGUAUGUCGAGAAAAAGGGACUUCAGUAAUUUUACUUUACGAAUUACUCGAGCAAGAUUCAGGAUAUGACCUGCUGGUUGUAUUGGUCGCAUGUUUAACUGUUUUGACGAAUAAUGAUUUCAUUUGCAAGUAUUUUGCCGUUAGUUAUAAUCAAUAAAUUUUUGUAUAA
Messenger RNA from Sesamum indicum (sesame), 1117 nucleotides. The record is from RefSeq and is a predicted model, not a curated record. Lineage: Eukaryota; Viridiplantae; Streptophyta; Magnoliopsida; Lamiales; Pedaliaceae.